AUGGAACAGGUGCAUUCUGGUUACCGACUUUGGCAGGGCGCCUCAGUUCCUCAACAGCUCGAUCGGCCCAUGGUAACGCGGUCUACCACUGAGCCGGUACGGCGUUCGAUAACCGACAUAGCCGUCGGUUUUGAAUGUGCCGCUACCAAUCGUUUGCGUCCUCACGUUGCUAAGUCUUUGACGUUGAACUCAAAGACGCAGCUGCAAGGCAGCGGGGUGUGGUAUGGUCACGAGUUCCGGGGGGGGGCUGUGAUUCCAGGUUGUGCUGGUUCAUUGACCGUCAAUCACCGUAGUAACGUAGCGUUCGCAGCCAGUGGUUCGAUUGAUAUAUGGUUGCGAAUGAACGGCUGUGUGACGACUACGAUGCAUUCAUCUGCUGAGCCGUUUGGUGGCGGUGGUAGCAUUCCUGUGCAGCUGCUUCAUUCGUCAUUGGAAACCACAGUCGUCAUCGCAUCGAAGCGGUUCGUGAAAAAGCGGCCGUAUAAAGUAUGGCUCGGUGACCGGUGCACUCAUUGCGUGUCGGCUCUUGCUCUUGUCCUCGCCAUCUGCCUCGGCUGUGGCUUGUGCUCUUGGUCAUCGUCACCCUCGUCUUCGUUGCACACACUGCUCCUCGGCUGCAGAACAGUCUAG
This is a messenger RNA of Soboliphyme baturini, 630 nucleotides long. Lineage: Eukaryota; Metazoa; Nematoda; Enoplea; Dioctophymatida; Soboliphymatidae. The record is from the annotation of a GenBank genome assembly.